Molecule: messenger RNA, 960 nt
Organism: Macrosiphum euphorbiae (potato aphid)
Lineage: Eukaryota; Metazoa; Arthropoda; Insecta; Hemiptera; Aphididae
Source: the annotation of a GenBank genome assembly
AUGGAUAAUCAACAUUUUUUUAACUUAAUGAGAACACCUGACGGCCCACCUGCCGUAGUAAUGAGUUCAGAUGGAUCGUGGACUUUCAAUAGUGAUAGCGACACAUCACUUCCGACAAGCCGAGCAGUGGAUGUGGCGGAAAUUUGUCCAUCAGUGGCGGAGAAAAUCUGUCCAGCUGUGAAGACGACCGACACGAUCGCGAAGGUAGUAAAUCCUCAACCGGACAGCAAACCCAUCAAUGCCCACGUAAUUUCACCGACGGUCACCGAUGAACAGACCAUCGAUGAACAGUCCACCGACAAACAGGCCACUGACGAACAAUCCACCGACGAACAGGCCCCUACCGUAGCGGUCUGUAUGACUUCUGACCAUCAACAGGUUCGUUCAUCGUGCACUUUAUCAUCCUUCGACGAUUUGUACGGCAUAGACGGCAAAGACGUCUGCGCCAAACCGAGGUCGUUGGAUAUCAGUGGCGUAGCGUACAAGCGACACGUGGCCCUUAGGGUGGACGCAGCCGUUCAAGUGGAUGCCGUGAAUCUUCAACAGGGACGUGCCUCCAGUCCAGGCGGUGACGCCGGAAACCUGCAAACACCGAUGGCAUUUCGGAGUAGUAUCACUGCGGAAACGAGGGACAUGGGCUUUCAGAGAGGUGACAUGAAUUGGAGGAUACCCGGGACCUCCAUUGACUCCAUCGAUAGAGAUAACAGACGACUCGCUGCCGUCCGUUGCAAACCAAAAAUUGCUAAGAAAUUGAUGAUAAACAAAGAUAAACAUAUCAUAAAAGUAUACAUGAAUCAGUCAAAUAAGGUGUCGACCAAACCUGCGCCUUUCCUGCGAAGGUCAUCGUCUUACAUCAACCGGCAGGUGACACAAAGGGAAACUGAUCGGAACAAUUAUAUGAUGGUGAAAAAAUUGAUAAGCUCUAAGGCUGAAGUUUCGACAUUUCGUAGAUCAAAUUAA